This is a messenger RNA of Pelobates cultripes (western spadefoot toad), 2614 nucleotides long. The record is from the annotation of a GenBank genome assembly. NCBI's taxonomy places the organism in Eukaryota, Metazoa, Chordata, Amphibia, Anura, Pelobatidae.
AUGUCCUUAAAUUAUACCUUCAAUUAUCCUUCCAAGCAGAAGCUAGCUCAGCGCUUGCAGGAUGCUGAGGAACAGGUAGAGGCUGUAAACUCUAAAUGUGCCUCUCUGGAAAAGACCAAGCAGAGGCUACAGCCUGAGGUAGAGAACCUGAUGGUGGAUGUUGAGAAAGCCAACAGUGCAGUAGCUGCUCUAGACAACAAACAAAACAAAAAAAACUCCAAUAUUUACACAUUAUCAUUCUGUAUAAAUCUAAAAGAUCCUGGUAGGAUGGAAGGAAAAAUACGAAAAAAGUUAGGCUGAGAUGGAGGCUGCUAAAAAAGAAUCCCCGAUGCCUGAGCACCGAUAUCUUCAAGCUGAAGAAUGCUUAUGAGGAGGCUUUGGAACAAUUUGAGACCUUGAAACGCGAAAACGAAUUUGCAACAUAGGUUUAUCUAGAUUAUAUUGGUUGCAGGAGACAUUGCUAACUUUUCAAUAAUUCUUAACUUAAUCUAAGCAUAUUUUCUAGUAUUAGCAUUAGUAUAGCUAUACAGGUGGCAACUAUGGUAUCCAUUUCUGCAAAUUACUGUAAUAUAUUGAAUUAUAUCAUUUUAGAUGUCAAAUGGGACCUUUAUGUCUCCUAAAUCUCUUCCUAUUGUAUUUUGUCCUGCUAUACUACUUGUGUCACAACAGAUCCCAACCUCACACAUAUUAGUACUGCUGAAUUACUGCAGAACUUACAGUAAAUUUUAAAAGCCAGUCACUGUGGAGCAAAGUCCCAGUAACCAGACGACACAUAGUUCUAAGAGUACAAGCUGGAAUAUAUUUAUUGGUAGCCACAACUGGACUUUUAUGCAGGUACCCAUGAAAGGAGCACUCCCCCCUAGACCUGAGAGUAGACUAAAGUAAAAACAUCCACUGAUAGCCUUGAUCUGGGUGACCAACAUAUCCAAAAAUCACCCAGAUCGUUUCAGGGGUUCAGGAUUUUCCUGGAAGUCAUAAUUUGACUGACCGCACGCAUGGUCCUAAGCCCAAAAUAGUUCCAGAGAAUCAGGGCUUGUGGUUGGUCUAGUUUGGUAGUUUAAAAAUGAACAAACUACUGAACAUAGUCCAUAUUCUUACCCUGGAGUUUGUUCCCCUUAUUCGUGGGAAUGUUUCCUUCUAAGUGUUGUAGAAUCGAACGCAGGCGAUCAUGGAAGUCCAGCGAUGUUCGGGAGUUUCAGUGUCCCAAAAUAGUUCCAUGAACUCAACAAACAAACACCGCCGCCUGUGUUCAUGCGGUACACCUCAUAGUUGUCCUUAGGAAUUGCAGUCACCCAGACGAACACUUUGAACACUGCGGUGGAAAUUGCUACAAAGUAUCAAUUAGGCUUAACAAGCUCCAGGGUGGUGUGUGGUUUGUGCGGCUGUUUGUUUCCCCAACCAUAUAGUCCAAAUACACGAACAGAGACUUUUACAUAAAAUUUUACAGGGCCCAUAGUCUGUGGGCAGGAGGCUGGCAAGCAGGCUCCUCCAGGAGCUUGUGGCAAACUCACUUGGAAAGGGGAGUUUAUCACAAUCUGCAACCAAUAUUGUGAAGGGAUACUGUUAAACAAGCAAUGAUAAAUAGAUAUUUCUAAUAGGAAUCUUUGGAACAUGAAGAAGCCAAGAUCCUCAGUGUUCAGCUGGAAUUGAACCAGAUAAAAUGUGAGGUGGACAGGAAAAUUGCAGUAAGAGAGCUGUUGAUACCCUGCAAAGCAGGAUGAUGCUCUGAUACUGAAGAAGAAGAUGGAAAGGAGACUUGAAUGAACUUGAAAUUCAGCUCAGCUACGCCAACCGCCAGGCUGCAGAGGCACAGAAACAGCUCCGCAAUGUGCAGGCACAAUUGAAGGUAUCUCAGGAGCACCUCACACAACAAUAUUAAUAUUUAUUAUUUUUACACUAGUGUUAAAGCUGUUGGUUUUUAAAACGUAAUGCCUAGAAUAUUGUCCAUAAUACAUAACAGCUUGAACAUGUAUUUUGCUGUAUCUUUUAUAGGAUACCCAGCUUCAGCUGGAUGAUGCAGUCAGAGGACAGGAAGAUCUGAAAGAACAGGUGGCCAUGAUUGUACAUAGAACCAACCUGUUCCAGGCUGAACUUGAAGAGCACAGGUCUGCUCUGGAACAGACAGAGAUAUCUUGUAAAGCUGCAUGGAUGCAAGUGAACAUGUCCAGCUUUUGAACUCACAUGUAAAGUACAUAGAAAGGAAAUACAUUAAAUGUUCAUUGAUAUAAUGUGCCUAAAUAGAUGGAAUAUUAAAUACACUUUAUUCCUAUGCACUUCAGAACACCAGCCUUCACAACACCAAGAAGAAGCUUGAGUCUGACAUUGCUCAACUCCAGAACGAAGCUGAGGAAGCUGUCCAAGAAUCAAGAAAUGCUGAGGACAAAGCCAAGAAGGCCAUCACCGAUGUAUGUUUUGUACAAAGUUUGCACGUUAUGUUCAGUUUCUUUCUUUUGUUGUUUGUUUUGCUUUGCUAUUCACUAUCUUCUUGAAUUUUUUUCCAAAGGCUGCUCUGAUGGCAGAGGAACUGAAGAAGGAGCAGGACACCAGCUCUCACUUGGAGAGAAUGAAGAAGAACCUUGAGCAAAGCGUGAAAUAUGCAGCACCGUCUGGAUAA